Messenger RNA from Penicillium verhagenii, 768 nucleotides. RefSeq names its product dienelactone hydrolase family protein. The coding region runs from base 1 to 768 and encodes 255 amino acids. Gene Ontology annotation, molecular function: hydrolase activity. The record is from RefSeq and is a predicted model, not a curated record. The transcript has 4 exons. Lineage: Eukaryota; Fungi; Ascomycota; Eurotiomycetes; Eurotiales; Aspergillaceae.
AUGUCAACUAUGGAAGCUACCCACGGCCACAGCAAGGCCUGCUGCAACAUUCCGCCUGUUGUAUCCUCUGAAUACGUGGCCAAGGGCUCGUACAACCAGCUCGGAGGAUUAAACACUUACGCAACAGGAUCCGAGAACGCCACCAAGGGGAUUGUGAUCAUUUCCGACAUCUUCGGGUAUUCCGAUCAGGCCCUUCAGGGUGCCGACAUUCUCGCGACCAGUCAUCGUCACCAGUACAAGGCUUUCAUUCCAGAUUGGUUUGAAGGCACCCCCUGCCCCUCAGAGUGGUUCCCACCCGAUACCGAGCAGAAGCAAAAGGAUCUGGGUGAAUGGUUUGGUAACCACAUGCCGCAAGGCCCUGCCGCUGCUUUGCCCAAGUAUGUUGCGGCCCUCAAGGCUGCAAACCCAUCCAUCACAUCGUGGGCUCUUGUCGGCUUCUGCUGGGGUGGUAAAGUUGCCGAGAUCAUCACCUCCGGCGAAGAAAACCCGUUCACGAUUGCUGCCGCCUGCCACCCUGCUAUGAUCGACCCCUCGGGGGCGGAAAAUAUCUCCAUUCCAUAUAUACUCCUGGCAGCAGGCGAGGACCCCGCUGAAGAUGUCAAGAAGUUUGAGAGUCAGUUGAAGGUGCCACACCAUGUGGAGACCUUUGCGGAUCAGGUACAUGGUUGGAUGGCGGCUCGGGCUGAUCUGUCUGACUCUCAUAUUCGUGACGAGUAUGCCCGUGGAUACAAGACGGUUUUGGAUUUCUUUGAGAAGCACUGGGUAUGA